Molecule: messenger RNA, 1749 nt
Organism: Lactuca virosa
Lineage: Eukaryota; Viridiplantae; Streptophyta; Magnoliopsida; Asterales; Asteraceae
Source: the annotation of a GenBank genome assembly
AUGGAUGAUCAACAAAUUCAUCCACAAUCCUACUGGAGAUGGAGCAAAGAAGAUUUCUUCCCGGAGGAAUCUUUCCGGGACUGGAGUACAUACAGGUACGCCUUGUCCCACACCUAUUCCAGGUUCAAAGAUCGUCUCCUCAGCCGCUCUGAAGAUUCCGACGAGAUUGAGAAGCUAAAAAAGCAGAGUGAGAAUGAAAUGAAGCGCUGCCUCAACUGGUGGGAUUUGAUGUGGUUCGGUUUUGGUGCAGUCAUCGGUGCCGGAAUCUUUGUUCUUACCGGACAGGAAGCCCAUGACAACGCUGGAUCAGCUAUUGUUUUAUCUUACGUAGCUUCUGGAUUUUCUGCGAUGCUUUCCGUUUUCUGCUAUACAGAGUUCGCUAUAGAGAUUCCGGUGGCUGGUGGUUCGUUUGCAUACCUCAGAGUAGAACUGGGAGACUUCGCCGCGUUCAUCACCGCCGGAAAUAUUCUUCUUGAAUGCAUUCUGGGUGGUGCAGCAGUUGCUCGAUCAUGGACGUCGUACUUCACCAGUCUUCUCAAUCGUGAACCAAAUUCUUUACGAAUACAUACAAAUCUCAGAGAAGGUUACAAUCUGUUGGAUCCAAUAGCAGUUUGCGUGCUAGCAAUCGCUGCCAUCAUUGCAGUGAGCAGCACAAGAAACACUUCGAAACUUAACUGGAUUGCAUCUGCAAUCAACACCAUCGUCAUCCUCUUCGUCAUCAUCGCAGGGUUCAUGCAUGCCGACACUUCAAACAUGAAACCUUUUGCACCUUAUGGCCCCGAAGGUGUCUUUAGAGCUGCAGCUAUUGUGUACUUCGCUUACGGAGGAUUUGAUACAAUCGCAACCAUGGCGGAAGAAACAAAGAACCCAUCAAGGGACAUACCUCUGGGAUUACUCGGUUCUAUGUCGAUCAUCACUAUAAUUUAUUGCCUGAUGGCGCUUUCGUUAUCCAUGAUGCAGAAAUAUACAGAUAUUGAUCCUAACGCUGCCUACUCGGUUGCAUUUGAAAAAGUUGGCAUGAAGUGGGCUAAGUAUUUGGUGGCUCUAGGUGCGCUCAAGGGUAUGACCACGGUUCUAUUGGUUGGUGCACUUGGUCAAGCUCGUUAUAUAACUCAUAUUGCACGAGCCCAUAUGAUCCCACCAUGGUUCGCUCUAGUCCACCCUAAAACAAAAACUCCAAUAAACGCUACCUUACUAAUCACCAUUUGUAGUGCCUGUAUCGCUUUCUUUUCAAGUUUAGACGUAUUGGCAAGUUUACUAUCCAUAAGCACACUCUUUGUUUUCAUGAUGAUGGCGGUUGCAAUUAUCAUUAGGAGAUACUAUGUAAAAGGGGUGACACCAAAUUCGAGCCUAUUGAAACUAGUAGGGUUUUUGGUGAUCAUAAUUGGAUCUUCCAUAGGGACUUCCGCUUGUUGGGGGUUGGACCCUAGUGGUUGGGUGGGUUACACCGUUACUGUCCCUUUAUGGUUCUUUGGGACACUCGGGAUCUCGUUGAUGUUGACACAACAACGGACCCCAAAAGUCUGGGGAGUGCCGUUGGUUCCUUGGAUCCCUGCACUUUCAAUAGCAACAAAUUUGUUUUUGAUGGGAUCAUUGGAGUAUAUGGCGUUUAUAAGGUUUGGUAUUUGUACGGUGAUUAUGUUGAUAUAUUAUGUGUUAUUUGGUCUUCAUGCCACUUAUGACAUGGCACAUCAUCAAUAUGAAAAGGAGCCAAAUGUUAUAGAUGAAGAUAGUGUUGGAAAACCCUAG